AUGGCCAGCGAGGUGGUGUGCGGGCUCACCUUCCGCCUGCUCCUGCCCGUGUGCUUGACUGCCGCCUGUGCUUUCCGUUACAAUGGGCUCUCCUUUGUCUACCUCAUCUACCUCCUGCUCAUUCCUCUGUUUUCAGAACCCACAAAAGCAACCAUGCAAGGGCAUACAGGACGAUUAUUGAAAUCUCUGUGUUUCACCAGUCUAUCAUUCCUGCUGCUGCACAUCAUCUUUCAGAUUACAAUAAACAGUCUUGAAGCUGCGAAAACUAUUGAACCUGGUUUUAACUGUUCAACAUGGGAGAAAACAUUACGGCAGAUUGGUUUUGAAAGUGUGAAAGGAGCAGAUGCUGGGAACGUGAUCAGACUAUUUGUACCAGAUAUUGGGAUGUUCAUUGCUAGUCUGACAAUAUGGCUCGUCUGCCGCAACGUGUUUCAGAAGCCAGUGAGCGAGGAUGCAGCACAGUGCAACACGCAGUUUGAAAAUGAGGAGAUGGCUGUAAGAGAAAAAUUAGAGCCAGAUGAUGCUUUGAUGUAUGAAGAAGAUCUGGAUGACGACGACUGUGGAGAAGCAGAAUUUGAGGAGACCAUGAAAUUAAAACUGCUGCGUAGAAUUGCCUUUCUAGCAUCCAAACUGAGGGAGUUUAUUGGCAAUAUGAUAAUCACCACUGGAAAAGUUGUUGUUACAAUUUUACUUGGUUCAGCAGGUAUGAUGGUGCCAUCUUUGACCUCAGCUGUGUAUUUCUUUGUGUUUUUGGGCCUGUGCACAUGGUGGUCCUGUUGCCAAGCAUUUGAUCCGCUGAUAUUCAGCUGUCUAUGUGUAUUAAUGGCUAUAUUCAGUGCGGGACACUUGAUUGGACUUUAUCUGUACCAGCUACAGUUCUUUCAAGAGGUUGUUCCACCAAAAGAUUUCUAUGCCAGGUUGUUCGGUGUCACUUCUCUUACUCAGACAAACUGCUCAAGCACUUGGAUGAUCAUCAAAAAUCAAGAGUUACAUUGGUAUCACCAUGCUAACCCAAUCUUACUGCUAGUGAUGUACUACACCCUAGCAACUCUCAUUCGUCUCUGGCUGCAAGAGCCCAUUGAAAGGACGCCCGAUGAAGAGAAAUCUGUCAGCAGGGAAGAUGACAAAGAAAUUCCCUGCAGCCCAAUUCCAAUGACAGCGGAGAGGAGACGCAGUCUGUGGUAUGCAAGCCACUAUACAACUGAUGAGAGAAAAGUGCUGCUGGUGACAGUGAACGGGAACCCUGCUGACUAUCACACCAUCCACCCCGCACUGCCACUGGAAAAUGGUCCAGCCAAAGCAGACGUGUACUCCACACCACAGUACAAGUGGGAGCCCUCGGAUGGCUUGUCAGAAAAGGAAGAGGAGGAGGAAGAAGAAGAGGAAGUUACUCAGGAGGAAAAGGAAAAUGUUAAAUUACAUGCCCUGGUCUCUGUGUUUCAAUUUAUCAUGAAACAAAGCUAUAUUUGUGCUCUGAUAGCUAUGAUGGCGUGGAGCAUCACAUAUCACAGCUGGUUGACUUUUGUGUUACUAAUCUGGUCUUGCACAUUGUGGAUGAUUCGGGACCGAAGGAAAUAUGCCAUGAUCAGUUCACCCUUCAUGGUUUUUUAUGGAAAUUUACUGCUAAUAUUACAGUAUAUAUGGAGUAUUGAGCUCAAGAAUGAUGAACUUCCUCAAGUAUCUGGUUUUUUAAAAAGAAAGGAACCUGGGGAGCUGGCAUCAAAGAUUCUUUUCACAAUUACUUUCUGGCUACUGCUUAGGCAACACCUCACUGAACAGAAAGCACUUCGGCUAAAAGAAGCUACUUUAUCUGAGGUCAAAGUUGGAAGUGAAGAAAAUGAAGAAAAAGAAGAGGAUUCACAAGAGGGAGAAGUGUCAGAAGAACAGGAAGAGGAGAAGGAAGAGGAGGAGGAGGGAGAGGAGGAGGAUGAACAGGAUAUUAUGAAAGUCUUGGGGAAGCUGGUGAUGGCUAUGUUAAUCAAGUACUGGAUUUACGUGUGUGGGGGCAUGUUCUUCUUCGUCAGCUUUGAGGGUACAAUUGUCAUGUACAAAAUCAUCUACAUGGUACUGUUCCUCUUCUGUGUGGCCCUCUACCAGGUACACUAUGAAUGGUGGAGAAAGAUUUUAAAGUACUUCUGGAUGUCAGUGGUUGUUUACACAAUGUUGGUACUUAUCUUCAUCUACACAUACCAGUUUGAGUCUUUCCCUGGGUUGUGGAAGAACAUGACAGGCCUGGAUGAAAGGAAACUAGAGGACCUUGGUUUAAAACAGUUUUCUGUGGCUGAUCUAUUCACACGCAUCUUUAUCCCCACCUCCUUCCUACUGGUGUGUAUCUUACACCUUCACUAUUUCCAUGAUCGGUUUCUGCAGAUCACUGAUUUAAAAGCUGUAACCAGCAAACAGGACAACACUAUUUACAGCCAUGCCAAAGUCAAUGGCCGUGUAUAUCUAAUAAUUAAUAGCCUCAAGAAAAAAAUACCAAACCACCAAAAUGAACUGGUGCACCAAGAUGGAAGUCUGCCUGACAUAACUAUGAUGAAUCUAACAGCCAGCAGAGAAGAGGAUAAAAUGCUGGAAGAGGCUGGUGAGAAAAGAAUGGAAGAUCCAGAGGGGGAGGGAGGGAAAGGGAGGGUCAAAAAAGGAAAAGAAGAAGAGAAGGAGGAUGAGGAUAAAGAAGAGGAAGAGGAUGAUGAUGACAAUGAAGACAAUGAAUCAGAGGAAGAAGAAACUACAGACUUAAGGAACAAGUGGCAUCUGGUGAUCGACCGCCUUACAGUGCUGUUUUUGAAAUUCCUGGAGUAUUUUCACAAGAUGCAAGUCUUUGUGUGGUGGCUGUUGGAGCUGCAUAUCAUCAAAAUUGUUUCCUCUUACAUCAUCUGGGUCACAGUGAAAGAGGUGUCUCUACUUAACUUUGUGUUUUUAAUUGCCUGGGCCCUUGCUUUGCCAUAUGCUCAGUUUCGCCCACUGGCAUCAAGUAUCUGCACUGUUUGGACAUGUGUGAUUAUUGUCUGCAAAAUGUUGUAUCAGCUCACAUCUAUUGAUCCCAAGGAUUUUUCCAGAAACUGUACAUUGCCAGGAGAGAAUGAAACUAAGGUCAAUUUAGAAGAGCUGAAAACCUCAGUGCUCUACAGUGGGCCAGUUGAUCCUUCAGAGUGGGUUGGAUUGAGAAAAUCUAGUCCCCUUCUUGUGUACUUAAGGAAUAACUUACUGAUGCUGGCUAUUCUGGCCUUUGAAGUUACAAUCUACCGUCACCAAGAAUACUACAGAUGUCGAAAUAACCUCACCGCACCUGUGACUAAAACCAUUUUCCAUGAUAUUACAAGAGCACAUCUGGAUGAUGGACUUGUAAACUGUGUCAAGUAUUUCAUAAACUACUUCUUCUACAAGUUUGGUUUGGAGACCUGUUUUCUUCUAUCAGUGAAUGUAAUUGGUCAAAGGAUGGAUUUUUAUGCAAUGAUUCAUGCCUUCUGGCUGAUUGCUGUAUUGUAUCGACGCAGGAGAAAAGCUAUUGCAGAGAUCUGGCCAAAAUAUUGUUGUUUUCUAACAUGCAUCAUUACAUUCCAGUACUUCCUUUGCAUUGGCAUCCCACCUGCUCCUUGUAAAGACUAUCCAUGGAGAAGUGGCAAUGCCAACUUCAACUCCAACAUCAUAAAGUGGUUAUACUUUCCAGACUUUAUUGUGAGACCAAACCCUGUCUUCCUUGUGUAUGACUUCAUGCUGCUUCUGUGUGCGUCCUUGCAAAGGCAGACAUUUGAGGAUGAAAAUAAAGCUGCAGUACGAAUCAUGGCUGGUGACAAUGUGGAAAUUUGCAUGAACCUCGAUGCAGCAUCUUUCAGCCAGCAUAAUCCUGUUCCUGACUUCAUUCACUGCCGGUCCUACUUAGACAUGUAUAAGGUGAUAAUAUUUAGUUACCUCUUCUGGUUUGUGCUUACCAUAAUCUUCAUCACGGGAACCACAAGGAUCAGCAUAUUCUGUAUGGGCUACUUGGUGGCCUGCUUCUAUUUCCUUCUCUUUGGUGGGGACCUGUUGCUGAAGCCCAUUAGGAGCAUUCUGCGUUACUGGGACUGGCUGAUUGCCUACAACGUCUUCGUGAUCACCAUGAAGAACAUCCUGUCGAUAGGAGCAUGUGGCUAUAUUGAAUCAUUAAUUGAGAAGAGUUGCUGGGUGAUUCAGGCGUUUAGCCUGGCUUGUACAGUUAAAGGCUACCAUAUUCCAACGAGCAACCCAGACUGUAAACUGCCCAGUGGAGAAGCAGGAAUCAUUUGGGACAGUAUAUGUUUUGCUUUCCUGUUGCUGCAAAGAAGAGUCUUCAUGAGUUACUACUUCCUUCAUGUGGUUGCAGAUAUAAAAGCUUCUCAGAUAUUAGCAUCAAGGGGUGCUGAGCUUUUUCAGGCUACAAUUGUCAAGGCUGUAAAGGCAAGAAUUGAAGAGGAAAAAAAAUCAAUGGAUCAACUGAAAAGACAAAUGGAUCGCAUCAAAGCCAGGCAGCAAAAAUACAAGAAGGGUAAAGAGAGGAUGCUAAGCAUGAACCAGGAGUCCUCAGAGGGGCCGGAGAUUCGGAAGGUUUCAGAAGAAGAUGAUGAAGGAGAUGCAGACAAAGAGAAAGCCAAGGGCAAAAAAAAGCUGUGGUGGCGGCCUUGGGUUGAUCAUGCUUCCAUGGUCAGAAGUGGAAAUUAUUAUUUGUUUGAGACGGAUAGUGAAGAAGAAGAGGAAGAGGAAAAAAAAGAAGAGGAAGAGCCUCGAAAAAAGUCAGCUUUUCAGAGAGCUAUUGGAAAAUUUGCUUCAGCCAUUUUAGCCUUGCCAAAGUCUAUCAUUAAACUACCCAAAACUAUUCUUCAGUAUUUAAUCAAAGCAGCAAAGUUUGUUUAUCAAGCCUGGAUAACUGACCCUAAAACAGCUCUACGACAGAGGCGCAAAGAGAAGAAAAGUUUUGGGAAAGAGAAGAGAAGGCGAAAAGAAUCUGGGGAUGGAGGAGGCAAUGAUGCAGACUGUGAGGACAGCGAAGAAGAACCUGUCAAGAAGAAAUCUGAUGGACCAGAUAACAUCAUCAAGAGGAUAUUUAAUAUCUUGAAGUUUACUUGGGUCCUUUUCCUGGCAACGCUGGACAGUUUCACAGCUUGGCUUAACUCCAUCUCCAGAGAACACAUCGAUAUCUCCACCGUGCUCAGGAUUGAGCGCUGUAUGCUGACCAGGGAGAUUAAGAAGGGAAAUGUUCCAACACGGGAGAGCAUCCAUUUGUAUUACCAGAACCAUAUGAUGAAACUUUCUGAGGAGUCAGGACUAGACUCAAUUGAUAAAAAUCCUAGUCAAGCUUCUGGUUUGCAAGCAUCUGAAAGAAUGGAUAGUUUAGAUUCAGCAGCAUCUCAUGACAGCAUCUCCAGUGAACCCACGCAGGUCACCAUGCUCUAUUCCCGUCAGGGGACCACAGAAACCAUUGAAGAGGUAGAAGGGGAGCAUGAGGAAGAAGGAGCUCAUUCUGCAUCAAGGUUGGAGGAAGAGGAGGUGGAAGAUUAUAGCCUGGAUUCAGAAGGAGCUGCAUAUACUCCCGAUACUGAUGCGCCAUUGUACUCCACAGUGGACAGCAAUGCAGAAGCUCCACCUUCCUAUAGCAAAGCUGUCAGCUUUGAACACCUUCCAUUUGGCUCCCCAGAUGACUCAGCUGGGAAGAGCCUCAUGAUGGUGAGCCCGGAUGACAGUCGGACAGACAAACUUGACAGGAUUUUGCCCCCACUGACGCACGAGCUAACAGCUAGUGAGCUGCUCCUGAACAAGAUGUUUCAUGAUGAUGAGUUGGAGGAAUCAGAGAAGUUCUACGUUGGUCAGCCUCGAGUCUUGCUCCUUAUUUAUGCCCUGUACAAUACGCUGGUGGCCCGGUCAGAAAUGGUGUGCUAUUUUGUGAUCAUCCUUAACCACAUGAUCUCUGCCUCCAUGAUAACCCUGGUGCUUCCCAUCCUUAUAUUCCUGUGGGCCAUGCUGUCUGUUCCUCGGCCAAGCAAACGCUUCUGGAUGACAGCCAUUGUCUACACUGAGGUGGCCAUUGUCAUCAAAUACUUCUUCCAGUUUGGCUUCUUUCCUUGGAAUAAACAUGUGGAUUACACAAAAGAUAAACCUUACCAUCCACCCAAUAUUAUUGGCAUUGAGAAGAAAGAGGGUUAUGUGCACUAUGAUCUUGUUCAGCUUCUUGCUUUAUUCUUUCACAGAUCCAUUUUAAAGUGCCAUGGAUUGUGGGAUGAAGAUGAGAAAGGAGACAGCUCCAGUAAUAAAGAGGAUACUGAUGAUGAGCUCUCUCUGACAGGAGGCAGGAGAGACUCUUCUGCCUCUUUGAAAUCUGUCAAUCUUGCCGCAUCUGUGGAGUCCAUCCAUGUCCACUUCCCUGAGCAGCAGACUGCCAUCAGGAGGAAGAGUUCUAGCAGCAUAUCCCAGCUUUCUCACAGGUCCAGCUUCUCCUCACACAGAUCUAAGAGAGGAAGUACCAGUACACGAAACAGCAGUCAGAAGGGAAGCAGUGUGUUAAGCAUCAAGCAAAAAUCUAGAAAAGAGCUUCUCAUGGAAAAGUUUCGAGAACAAAUUAUCAAAGCCAAGGCUUUUACAAUUAAAAAGACUCUCCAGGUGUACAUGCCCAUCAGACAGUUUUUCUACAAUCUUAUUCAUCCAGACUACAGUGCAGUGACUGAUGUGUACGUGCUGAUGUUCCUCGCAGAUACAGUGGACUUCAUCAUCAUUGUGUUUGGAUUUUGGGCUUUUGGGAAACAUUCUGCUGCAGCAGAUAUCACCUCUUCAUUAUCAGAGGACCAGGUCCCAGAGGCAUUUUUGGUGAUGGUGCUUAUUCAGUUUGGUACCAUGGUGGUAGAUCGAGCACUGUACCUCAAAAAGACUGUCAUGGGAAAAGUCAUCUUCCAGGUCAUCCUUGUUUUCGGAAUACAUUUCUGGAUGUUCUUUAUCUUGCCUGGAGUGACAGAAAGGAAAUUUAGCCAGAACACAGUUGCCCAGCUCUGGUAUUUUGUGAAAUGUGUUUAUUUUGGCUUAUCAGCUUAUCAGAUACGCUGCGGAUAUCCAACUCGUGUUCUUGGCAACUUCCUCACAAAAAGUUAUAACUAUGUCAACCUGUUCUUAUUUCAAGGGUUCCGCCUGGUUCCAUUUUUGACUGAGUUGAGAGCAGUAAUGGACUGGGUUUGGACUGACACCACUCUCAGUCUUUCCAGCUGGAUCUGUGUUGAAGAUAUCUAUGCUCAUAUAUUCAUCCUGAAGUGUUGGCGAGAGUCAGAAAAAAGAUAUCCCCAACCAAGAGGCCAGAAGAAAAAGAAAGUUGUGAAGUAUGGAAUGGGUGGCAUGAUUAUCGUCUUGCUGAUUUGUAUUGUCUGGUUCCCACUGCUCUUCAUGUCUUUAAUCAAAUCUGUUGCAGGCAUCACCAACAAGCCUCUAGAUGUAUCAAUCACAAUAACUCUAGGAGGUUAUCAGCCUAUUUUUACCAUGAGUGCUCAGCAGAAUCAGCUCAAAAGUUUGGAUCCAAAUGAGUUCAAUGAAUUUCUGAGAAGCUAUAGGGGUAACACUGCUGCCUUGCAGUUUCUAGAGGGCUAUGCAAGAGAAGAUAUAACUCGAGCAGAUCUGGAGGGAAAUUCAAACUCUUUAUGGACCAUCAGCCCUCCCAGCAGACAGAAAAUGAUACAGGGACUUCAAGACUUUGAGGCUGAUUUCACUUUAGUUAUUUCAUGGACCAUUCAGAGGAAUCUCUCCCUUGGUGCCAAAGCUGAAAUAGCAUCAGAUAAACUUACCUUCCCACUAAAAAACCAUACCAGAAGAGAUAUUGCUACAAUGAUGGCUGAAAAUCAACCGGAAAAGGUAACAUUAGAGGAAGUGUAUCCAUACUACAUCAAGGCUCCUAGUGAUUCUCUUGCAAAACCCAUAAAGCAGCUAUUGAGAGACUGCAAGUGGGAAAAUAUUACAGUUUCCCUUGUCAAAAAUGCAUCUGAAGAAUGGUGGGUUUUGAAUCAGCUUGGGAAAAGACAAAAAACACCUCAAGAGAGUCUCGAACUUUUCAUAUUCAGUGAUAAAGUCAGUCCACCAAGCCUUGGAUUCUUGGCUGGUUAUGGCAUUAUGGGACUAUAUGCCUCAGUUGUCCUGGUGAUAGGGAAGUUCGUCCGUGAAUUCUUCAGUGGGAUCUCUCACUCCAUCAUGUUUGAGGAGCUACCCAAUGUAGACCGAAUCCUGAAGCUGUGUACUGACAUUUUCCUAGUACGAGAGACUGGAGAACUGGAACUAGAAGAAGACUUGUAUGCCAAGCUAAUAUUCCUGUAUCGCUCACCAGAGACUAUGAUCAAGUGGACUAGGGAAAAAACUAAUUGAUCUCUUUGGCAUCACACUGCAAAUCAAGUUGGUUAAAUCUGAAUUUUAAAGGAAAAAGAAAAAAAGCACAAUAUUCUCUUAAGAGCUAAGCCUUUUAUAGUUGGGUAGCAAUGAUUUUUCUCUGAAGGAAUCCUGGAAGCUACGGCCUUAGGAAUCCAUGCUGCCUUUCAAAUUAAGGAUCAACAGUGAAGAAGGCUGAAUGAUUUGUUGUUUUUAAUGUGCCACUCCUCUACAAUCUGGGGACUGCUUUGUAAUUUAAUCAGCAAAUGUUUGCAUCUUUGUCUGGCUAAUUUAAUUUUCCAGACAACCAUUACAACUUAGAGAGAAACUAAAGGAGUGAAACCCACAGAUGACUCCAGUGUACCUUCUUAAUCCUUUCUGGAGCCACACAGUUUGGAUUGUGCAAUAUGCUGUUGUACAUCGCUGACUUUCAAGCUACAGUAAUGGGACACUGAGCCUUCAGGACACUCAGCACCCAGGGCCACACUGGGAACUGAAGACAUUCUAGCCAUACCCAUUUGUAGAGAAGCAGAGGUUUUGAUGUACAAAGGACACUGUGGACCAGCCUCUGUCAGCAAAAAGAAAACAAGUAACAAUCUCUUGAAAUGCCUUAUUUUAUUUGUAUAGUCACAGGAGACAUUUCCACCAAACAUCAAUCAAUGACUUUUCUCAGGAAAAAGAAAAAAACAACUGAAACUUGACAUUUUGUCAAGAUUAACUGAUGGCUAGAAUAAUUAUGGUGAAUUAUGGAGUGUUCUGCUGGGCCAUUCUCUUCAGCAUUACUGCUUUCCAUUU
Messenger RNA from Lonchura striata (white-rumped munia), 9138 nucleotides. Lineage: Eukaryota; Metazoa; Chordata; Aves; Passeriformes; Estrildidae. The record is from RefSeq and is a predicted model, not a curated record.